GUGUGUGCCAGGUUAAUGUUUGGAGUUCAGAGUGAAUGAGGAGCGUGUUGAAGACAGAGCAAAGCUUCACGCAGCCAAGAGUCCACGUUUGUUCUUUCAUCACUUGAGGAACCAAGUCCUUCACCAUCAUCUUCAUCAUCAUCCUCCAUGUCGGUUCUUCCUCUGCGAGUGAGAGUGUUCCGGCACGUGUGGAGGUUGAAGAGGGUCUUCAUCCUCAUCGUCAGCCCCUUCAUCCUGCUGCCCCUUGCACUCAGCACCACGGAGGCGGCGUGUGCGUAUGUCAUCGCGCUGAUGGCGUUGUACUGGUGCACUGAGGUUUUACCACUGGCAGUGACAGCGCUGCUGCCCACCAUCUUGUUUCCUAUGCUCGGCAUCAUGGAGUCCAAAGAUGUGUGCAUGCAGUACCUGCGGGACACCAACAUGCUGUUUGUGGGAGGGCUCAUGGUGGCCGUGGCGGUGGAACACUGGAACCUCCACAAGCGGAUCGCACUGAAGGUUCUGCUGGUGGUGGGAGUGCGGCCCGCCCUACUCAUGCUGGGGUUCAUGAGCGUGACAGCCUUCCUGUCCAUGUGGAUCAGCAACACGGCCACCACCGCCAUGAUGGUCCCCAUUGUGCAGGCCGUGCUGGACCAGCUCCAUCGCCACGAAGACACCGUUCCCCCAUCCAGGAAGCAGAGCAGCAUCGGGGUUUUCCACAUCAGUCUGCCGUUACCUGACGAAGCCUCAAACACUCCACGCAGUUCUGGAAGGACAGGAGAGUGUGGGGAAAGUGAAGCGGGCAGAGCCGGUGAGACGGCUCAUGAGGAGGUGACAGCAGCAUGUCGUUCAAAUGGCCAGGAGACGCUAAAACCGCCGCCACAGGACAAACCUCCGUCCAGAGCAGUAGCGGCAGGCAUGCUGUGUCCAAUGGAGGAGGAGGAGGCGAGCGGCGACGAGGAGAGGAAGAGGCAGAGCAAAGGCCUCCUGCUGUGCGUGAGCUAUGCCGCUAGCAUCGGAGGCAUUGCCACUUUGACAGGCACUGGACCCAACCUGGUUCUGGUGGGCCAGAUGAGCCAACUCUUCCCUCAGAAUGGCGAUGUGAUCAACUUUGCGUCGUGGUUUGCCUUCGCCUUCCCCACCAUGGUUCUGAUGCUGGUGCUGGCCUGGUUCUGGCUGCAGUUUGUCUUCAUUGGUUGCAACAGCUUGCGGAGGACCUGGUCUUGCGGGGCGGGGGCAACAGAGAAGGAGCGAGCGGCGUAUGAGGUGAUCAAAGCUGAGCAUGACCGACUCGGCUGCAUGACCUACGGCGAGGCCAACGUCCUGGUGCUCUUCGUCCUUAUGGUGGUGCUGUGGUUCACACGAGACCCCCGCUUUAUGGAUGGUUGGGCAACACGUGUCUUCAACGCCAAGGCAGAGUUCGUCACAGAUGCCACCGUUUCUCUUCUGGUGGCCCUCAUGCUGUUUGUUCUGCCGUCUGAGCCACCGCGCUACCUGUGCUGCCGGAGAUGGAGCUCAGACGCAGGCCCUGCCCCUCCCCUACUCACCUGGCAGGUGACUCAGAAGAAGAUGCCGUGGAAUAUAAUGCUGCUGCUGGGCGGUGGCUUUGCGCUGGCCAAAGGCAGCGAGGAGUCGGGACUUUCUCGUUGGCUGGGCGAACAGAUGACGCCGCUUCACUCCAUCCCGCCGUGGGCCAUCACCAUCGUGCUCUGUCUCCUCAUCGCCACCUUCACCGAGUGUGCCAGCAACGUCGCAACGGCAACGCUCUUCCUGCCCAUCCUGGCCUCCAUGUCUCAAUCCAUUAGGCUGAAUCCUCUCUAUGUCAUGAUCCCCUGCACCCUCAGCGCCUCCUUUGCCUUCAUGCUGCCCGUUGCCACGCCGCCCAACGCCAUCGUCUUCUCCUCGGGUUACCUCAAAGUGUCCGACAUGGCUAAAACUGGCGUGGUGAUGAACGUCAUCGGGCUCUUGUGCAUCAGCGUGGCCAUCAACAGUUGGGGUCGUGUCUUGUUUUCUCUGGACUCCUUCCCCUCCUGGGCCAACGUUACUGCGCCCCUUUAGCUCCUCCCCAUUUGGCAGCGUCUGGACUGGACCAGCGACGCCGUGCCGCAACAAAUUUUAUUUUGAAAAGUUCUCAAUUUUCCUGCCAGACCUUUGCAGAGAGCCUUUACAUGACAAGCUGCUGAAAACAUCCAAAAAAAGUUAUCAUUAUCGUCACUCUUUGUAGUGUAAACAACUGGUUACAUACCAACAAAUGUAUUUAUUUAUACUUGACUUUGACAACUAUACUAACAUACUUCUUGACAUACUAACUAAAGCACAAUAGUGACGUAAAAAAGGAUAGCAAAUCAUUCUUAGACUAACCUUACUUUAAACACUCAAUGGUGACUGAUAUUUUGUUAACAACAUCAGCUAUUAGUGAGUUUAUUUAUACAUUCUUAACCUGUCUGAUGACUUGGCAUACAGAAACAAUAAAAUGUGUCAUGUAAUAUAUGUAAUAUAGAUAA
Molecule: messenger RNA, 2480 nt
Organism: Dunckerocampus dactyliophorus (ringed pipefish)
Lineage: Eukaryota; Metazoa; Chordata; Actinopteri; Syngnathiformes; Syngnathidae
Product: Na(+)/citrate cotransporter-like
Exons: 13
Coding region: 148-2034 (628 amino acids)
Biological process (GO): citrate transport; monoatomic anion transmembrane transport
Cellular component (GO): membrane
Molecular function (GO): sodium:dicarboxylate symporter activity; succinate transmembrane transporter activity; citrate transmembrane transporter activity
Source: RefSeq, a predicted model, not a curated record